This is a messenger RNA of Paramisgurnus dabryanus, 3739 nucleotides long. RefSeq names its product U3 small nucleolar RNA-associated protein 14 homolog A. Lineage: Eukaryota; Metazoa; Chordata; Actinopteri; Cypriniformes; Cobitidae. The record is from RefSeq and is a predicted model, not a curated record. Gene Ontology annotation, biological process: rRNA processing. Gene Ontology annotation, cellular component: nucleolus; small-subunit processome.
AAUCAUAUUGGUAAAUUAAUAGUAAUAAAAAUAAAGAAAUCCAAGGUCAGAGGAAUUUUCACAACUUUUUUGUGUGUAUAUAUAGAUAUAGAUAUAUAUCCAGAAUAAACACUUCAGUGUGUGUUGUAAAACAGGAUUUUACAUGCAUGCAGAGUAUAACAAGGUAUUUUCCAUUUAUAUUAUUUAUUUAUUUAUUUACACAUUAACCAUAUACUAAAUGGCCAUAUGUCAGGGAUGAGAAAAAAGACUGUUUCUAUUAAAACAAGAUGGUAUCUAAUCUAUUUAAAAUGUUACUUCCACAAAGAAAAUAGAAAUAGGGCUUGCUCUUAAUUUACACUUAACAUGUUUAGCCCGGAGCAGAACAAGAUUAAACAAGUUAAAGAUAUCUGACUCUUGUUUUAUAUUAAACUCUGCCUUAUAUUCAGUAAAAACAAUAGUUAGUUUAAUAUUUUUUGACAGUCAGAGAAAUUAUAAUCAAUUAACAAGACAAUAAUAACUUACAAAGCUUUGGUUAUCAAUAGCCUAUAUUGAACAGAUCUUUAAAAAUAUGUCAAAUUAAAAAUAAAUGAAAAUUAGUUUGAUAAAACUAGUGUGAGAUCCUCAUUACAAACUUAAAAGCUUCAAAUAAAUAUUUAGUGUGUUUCCUUUAUUUAUUAAUAACAUGUACAAUACAUGCUAGAAAGAGGUACAUUUCUGAUAAUUCACUAUCGUCAAAGAUCGUUUAAAUUUUACAAUUCAGCUAAGAAUUGGUAAUUUUACAUUUUGUGCCUUGAGUUUGGUGUAUCUCAAGUCCACUUUCUUUUACACAACCCAGCCCACCGGAAGUAGGUCAUCUCUGUGCGCGGAACACGUGCAAUGGAGUCGAUGACGUAGAAGUAUGUAGCCAAUUUGCUCACGGGUGUUUUUGUAAUUCAGUAUUUUAAAGAAUUAUGAUGUAGUUUUCCUGAGUUGGUGAAUAUAUUGAGACUGGAUAUCGUCUGGUUGUGUGAAUGAGCCGUGAGAGAGAUUAAUCGGACACGUGUUUAAUCUGAAGACGACUGCACGUGCGACACUAACGAAGAGUAAACAUCACUUCAGUUAUGGCCGUUGUUCGAGAACAAAAGGACUUUUCAAUGGACAAUGAAGUCAUAAGUGCCAGUGAAGAUGAGGAAGGCAGCGAUGAUGAAAGAAAACACAGCAAGCUCCUACAAGCUAUCAGUUCUCUGGGUGGAAAAAGAAGAAAAAACCAGACUGAACGGUCUGAGGCGAGUUUGCAGGUCUCAGAGUUCUUGGUCAAUGCAGAAGGUGCUGGAGACAAAAUUGCACUUUCUGACCUGCUGGGAACCGUUGAGAAGACUCCAGGAGCCUCUAAAAAGACUAAAAAACAGCUGAGGAACCUGCAAAACAGAAAUGAGACUUUGCAGCUUCCCCUUAACAAAGAGCAAACAGAGAAGAUUCAGAGAGGGAUAGCGUAUGAAAAGAGCAGUCGAGAAGUGUCACGCUGGCAGGGCAUCAUAGUGCAAAACCAAAAAGCUGAGCAACUGGUGUUUCCUCUGAACCAGGAGAGCUCGCGACCCAAACCGGUGGAGCAGAUUGUGGCUGGAUGGAAGGCUGAAACCCCUCUUGAACAAGAGAUUUUUAAACUCUUGAACAACAACAGUCAGCCGAUUCAUGAUCCUGUCCUGACUCCCAUCGAAGAGGCUUCACUGAAGGCCAUGAGUCUGGAGGAGGCUAACAUGCGUCGCGCUGAGCUGCAGAAAGCAAGAGCGCUGCAGUCGUACUACGAGGCCAAAGCUAAAAGAGAGAAGAGAAUCAAGAGUAAAAAGUAUCACAAGAUUCAAAAGAAAGCCAAACGGAAAGAGUUUCUCAAGCAGUUUGAGGAAAUGAUGAAGACAGAUCCUACAGGAGCUCUGGAGGAGCUGAAGAAGAUGGAGAAGUCCAGGAUGGAGGAAAGGAUGUCUCUAAAACAUCAGAACAGUGGCAAGUGGGCCAAAUCCAAAGCUAUCAUGGCCAAAUAUGAUGAUUCGGCUCGUAAAGCAAUGCAAGAGCAGUUACAGGUGAAUAAGAACCUGACUCAGAAGAUGGUGACGAUUUCUGAUGACGAACAAGAAACUCAGGAAGAAGAAUCGGAAGCCGUUCCUGAUUUUGUGAAUGACGUCGAGCCGAUCGUUGACGCCGUCAAUCCCUGGAUGAGAAACAGAAUUCCACGUGAAGAGCCUGAGGUGAUAUGUGUCACAACAGAGCCAUCUCAAACAGUAGAGGAGGAGGAGGAGGAAGAGGAGGAGAAGAAUGAGGAAGAGGAACUACUCGCUGACUUUCAUAGGAAGAGGACGUUGAGGCAGGCAAAUGAAGAUGAUGACGACUUGGUUCCUGUACCACCAGCAGAAGAAGAAGAAGAGAUAGAUAACACGGGUGAGGUGGCGAGAGAGGAGGUGGUUGGAGAAGACGUUGUGAAUAUUUCUGACAGCGACGACGAUGAUGAUGAGGAAGAGGACGUUUCUCAAUUCAACACCCUUUUCAGACUCAUGAGCAGUGAGAAGCCUCGUGAAGCUCCAGGUCAGACACAAGAAGGCCAGGAAGAUGAAGAACAACUGGAUGAAGGACAUGUUCGAGUCAGGACCAUGGAAGAUCUGGAGGCUUUGGGGGAGGUUGACGACCCUCAGCCCAGUGCAUCUACAACCACAUCAACGCCACAAACAGCAACUUCUGAACCACCUGCAAAAAAGAGCAAAGAAAUCGACCUCAAUGCAGUUCUCACCAAAGAAGCCAAAGCCAUCAAAGUGCCCCUAAUGCCAGCUGUGGUUGAGGGCGAUGAAGAGCGUGAGGAGCAGAUCUCCAUCAUCAAGGAGGCUUUUGCUGGAGAUGAUGUCAUUUCAGAUUUCCUCAAAGACAAACGAAAACAGGAAGAGGCAGGAAGACCCAAAGUGGUGGACCUGACGUUGCCCGGUUGGGGGGAAUGGGGUGGUGUUGGUCUUGUUCCCUCUCGAAAAAAACGCAAAAGAUUUAGGAUAAAAAUGGCUCCACCGCCCCCCAGGCAGGAUCAGAAACUGCCUGAUGUCAUCAUAUCAGAGAAAAGAAGUGCAUCCGUUGCUGCCCAUCAGGUCUGUCAGCUGCCGUUUCCCUUUCAAAACCCGAAACAGUUCGAGUCAUGCAUCCGAACUCCUGUCGGUCAGACGUGGAACACGCAGAGCUCCGUGAGGAAGAUGAUCACACCUAAAGUCGUCACUACAAUGGGUGCCAUUAUCGAGCCUUUGGUCAGAGAGGACUUUAUUAAAGAUAAAAGCAGCAUACCGGCCAGUAAAGCUCCAGCCAUUUUCCUGGAAGAUAAGCGUAAAGGAAAAGACGGCAAACGGAUGUCAAAAGACAAACAUAAAGGAAAAGAAUCAAAGAAGAGACGAAAAAACUAAGCAUGAUUUUGAUGUCUGUCAUACAUUAAUGACUUUCGUGGAAUACUUUACGAUAAAGUUGUAUUUGUUAACAUUAACUUAAUGCAUUAGGUAACCUGAACUAACAAUGAACAAUACUUCAACAGCAUUUAAUCUUAGUUCAUGUAACAUUUAAUGCAUCAUAAACUAUAUUGCUCAUUAUUAGUUCCUAUUUGCUAAUGCAUCAACUAAUGUUAACAAAUACAAACUUAUUGUAAAGUGUUACUGCAAAUUGUUUCAAGAAGACACUUUUGUAAUAAAGUUAAAAGGUUUUCAACGCAAUUAUUAUCGCACACAUUUCCAGCAACUGCAGCCCAAUAAAUUUCUUUAAAAUG